Molecule: messenger RNA, 927 nt
Organism: Varanus komodoensis (Komodo dragon)
Lineage: Eukaryota; Metazoa; Chordata; Lepidosauria; Squamata; Varanidae
Product: olfactory receptor 5D18-like
Biological process (GO): G protein-coupled receptor signaling pathway; sensory perception of smell
Cellular component (GO): membrane
Molecular function (GO): odorant binding; olfactory receptor activity; G protein-coupled receptor activity
Source: RefSeq, a predicted model, not a curated record
AUGCUUGUUUAUUAUGGCAAGCAAGCAAACAAACCCUAUUACAGAGUAAAAAGAACGCUGAAGCAGAAUCACACUACUAUGACCAAUUUUCCCCUCACAGGUUUCAUGGACCACCCCGCGCUUCAGGUCCCGCUCUUCAUCUUGUUCUUGGGAAUCUACGUCACCACGCUGGUGGGGAACGCUGGCAUCAUCCUGUUAACCUUGGGUGAUGCUCAGCUUCACACACCAAUGUACUUCUUCCUCAGCAACCUCGCCAUCGUAGACAUCGGCUAUUCCACCGCCGUCGCUCCCAAGCUGUUGGCAACCCUUGUGACAGAGAACGCAACCAUCUCCUUCGUGGGGUGCCUGGUGCAGUUUUUCUUCUUUUGCCUCUUUGUGAUCACGGAGGGCUGCCUCCUGGCUGCCAUGGCCUAUGAUCGCUACACAGCCAUCUGCAAGCCGCUGCUUUAUCUCACUGUCAUGUCGAAUAAGCUGUGUACCAUGUUGGUGGUAGCUGCAUAUGCCUGCGGCUUUGCAAGUUCCACUGUCCAUACUGUUUGCUCAGACACCCAUGUCACUCACACUGUGCACUUCCUUUUGUCCACCGCAAUUGCACUGACAACUUUUCUGAUUGUCUUGGCUUCCUACGUUGCCAUUGCUGUAGCCAUCCUGCAGAUCCACUCUGCACAGGACCGAUUCAAAGCCUUCUCCAGCUGCACCUCCCAUCUGACCACCGUCACCAUCUUCUUCGGCACCAUCAUCUUCAUUUAUCACUCCUUCAUGUACAUUCGGCCUGGCUCCAGGUUCUCUAUGGAUCAGGACAAAAUAGUUUCUGUGCUUUACAUGCUAGUGAUCUCCCUGCUCAACCCGCUCAUCUACAGCCUGUGGAACAAAGAUGUGAAUGAUGUUGCAAGUAGAUGUAAUAAAGAUGUGAAGGACGGAGCUUAG